Mucor mucedo is the source of this 2283-nucleotide messenger RNA. Its product is annotated as NADPH-dependent cytochrome P450 oxidoreductase. The record is from RefSeq and is a predicted model, not a curated record. The coding region runs from base 13 to 2148 and encodes 711 amino acids. The transcript is spliced from 2 exons. Gene Ontology annotation, cellular component: cytosol. NCBI's taxonomy places the organism in Eukaryota, Fungi, Mucoromycota, Mucoromycetes, Mucorales, Mucoraceae. Gene Ontology annotation, molecular function: NADPH-hemoprotein reductase activity; flavin adenine dinucleotide binding; FMN binding.
AUCAUUACAGCAAUGGAAACAAACGAGGAAAAUCCUGUUUUAUUCGACACUUCAGACCUACUCUUGGUUGGUGCUAUUGGACUCACCACCGUAGCUUGGUUUAAAAGACAACAACUGAAGGAAUUGAUUUUUGGUAAGAAGAAAAUAGCUGCACCUACCGCCGGUUCUGGUUCGGCUGUCGGCAAGAAAGAAACCAACUUUGUUAAAGUCAUGCAAGAACAAGGUCGUCGAGUCAUCGUCUUUUAUGGUUCGCAAACGGGUACAGCAGAAGGCUAUGCUGCUCGUAUCGCAAAGGAGUGCUCCCAAAAAUUCGGUGUCAAUUGUAUGACAGCAGAUCUCGAAUUGUACGACUUGUCCUACUUGGACAGAGUGCCCAAGGAUAACCUUGUGAUUUUCGUCUUGGCUACUUAUGGUGAGGGUGACCCCACAGACAAUGCGAUUGAAUUUUGGGAUCUUGUCACAGAAGAAGAACCAACCUUUUCUCAAAAUAUGGAAGAAAAACCCUUAAGCAACCUCAACUAUGUGAUGUUUGGUCUUGGUAAUAAGACAUAUGAUCAAUACAAUGAAGUAUCCAGAAGAGUCAAUAAGAGCUUGUCCCAACUCGGUGCUCAUUUGGUAGGUGUAGCUGGUGAAGGUGACGAUGAUGGUUCAUUGGAGGAAGAUUAUCUCGCUUGGAUUGACACUUUAUGGCCUGAUUUUUGUCAAACUUUGGGUGUUGAUGAAAGCUCCGCCAGAUCCGGACCAAGACAACCCGUUUAUGCCGUACAAGAAUUAAUCGAAUAUGAAAAGGAGGAUGUCUAUUUAGGUGAAUUGGCUGAAAGACCUAAACAAGGUGCUAAAGUCAUUUUUGAUGCCAAGCGUCCCUUUGUUGCUCCCGUCACUAUGCGUGAAUUAUUUCAUGGAGCAGACCGUCACUGCUUACAUGUCGAGAUUGAUAUCAGUGGUACAAACCUCCGUUACAACACUGGUGACCAUGUCGCUAUCUGGCCUACCAACAGUGAGAUUGAAGUCGACCGUUUGGCUUCCGUAUUAGGCUUGACUGACAAAUUAGAUACUGUUGUCGAUAUCAAGGCCAUUGAUCCUACUGCACCCAAGAAACAUCCUUUCCCUGUACCCACCACCUACCGUUCCAUUUUCAGAUAUUAUAUGGAAAUUUGUGCACCCAUCUCUCGUCAAAUCCUCAAUUCAUUUGCUGAAUAUGCCCCUACAGAAGAAUCCAAGGCCGCUUUGAUCAGAUUAGCUACAGAUAAAGAUGAAUAUCGCUUGCAAGUCACUGAUGCUUGUCGCAAUUUAGCUCAAGUGCUUGAAUACGCCUGUGGUCACAGUAACCAAUCUGGCCUUUUUGCCAAUGUUCCUUUUGAUCUUGUGGUGGAAAACAUUGCUCGUAUGCAACCCCGAUUCUAUUCUAUCUCUAGUUCUGCUAAAGAAAGUCCCAAGGUAAUUACAGCUACUAUUGUUGUACUUUCCUACCAUCCUAUUGCUGCCGCUCACGAAACUGUGUACGGUGUCAACUCCAACUUCUUAUACCGUAUCCAAAUGCAACAAGGUAUGCCAAACGACGGCCAAGAGCAUCCUGUGUAUGAUUUGUCCGGUCCUCGUCAAUCAUAUCUCGGUGAAGACGGACUCUGUCAUAAGUUACCUGUGCAUGUACGUCACUCCCAAUUCAAAUUACCUCGUAACCCUUCUGUCCCCAUCAUUAUGGUCGGACCUGGUACAGGUGUAGCUCCCUUCCGUGCUUUUGUACGUGAAAGAGCUCUUGCUAAGCGUGAUGGUAAACCUGUCGGUACCACCUUAUUGUUCUACGGUAGUCGUAACAGAGAUCAAGACUUUUUAUAUGCUGAAGAAUGGCCCGAACUAUUUGAAACAUUGGGAGGUGAUUCUCGUAUCAUUACCGCAUUCUCUCGCGAUCAGGCACAAAAGGUCUAUGUUCAACACCGUCUCCAGGAACAAGGCCAACAAGUCUGGGAGUUGUUACAAAAGGGUGGAUAUAUCUUUGUCUGUGGUGAUGCUAAGAAUAUGGCGCGCGAUGUCAACCAAACUUUCAUCAAUUGUGCUAUGGAGUUUGGUGGCAUGACGGAUGCUAAAGCCCAUGAAUACGUCAAGGGUUUAAGAACUACCAGUCGUUAUCAAGAAGAUAUUUGGAGUUAAAAAAAAAAGACAUAGAGAUCAUCCUAGACACAACACAAACACAUCUAAAAUUAAAUAUUAUGUAUAAUUGCAUUCCAUUCUUAUAUCCCCCUUUUUUUUUCCUACUAUUUAAAAUAAACAAUUUUUUUUUCUUUU